This is a messenger RNA of Scomber scombrus (Atlantic mackerel), 4548 nucleotides long. RefSeq names its product slit homolog 1a (Drosophila) (gene slit1a). The coding region runs from base 4 to 4548 and encodes 1514 amino acids. NCBI's taxonomy places the organism in Eukaryota, Metazoa, Chordata, Actinopteri, Scombriformes, Scombridae. Gene Ontology annotation, biological process: axon guidance; negative chemotaxis. The transcript has 37 exons. Gene Ontology annotation, molecular function: Roundabout binding; heparin binding; calcium ion binding. The record is from RefSeq and is a predicted model, not a curated record.
UGGAUGUGGGUGGUGAUGCUCUCUGCCCUGCUGGUGGGCAAUGCCAGUGCCUGCCCAGCCCUGUGUACCUGCAGUGGCACCACAGUAGACUGCCAUGGACUGGGUCUCAAAACCAUGCCAAGGAAUAUACCCCGCAACACUGAAAGACUGGAGCUGAAUGGAAAUAAUCUCACACGCAUCACCAAGAGUGACUUUGCUGGACUCAAGUACCUCCGAGUUCUGCAGCUGAUGGAGAAUCAGAUUACUGUGAUCGAGCGUGGGGCUUUUGAUGACAUGAAAGAACUCGAGAGACUGCGGCUGAACCGUAAUCAACUGCAGCAGCUUCCUGAGUUGCUGUUUCAGAAGAACCCUGCCCUGUCUCGACUAGAUCUGAGCGAGAACUUCAUCCAGUCUAUCCCCAGAAAAGCUUUCAGAGGAGCUACAGACAUCAAGAACCUUCAGCUGGAUAAAAACCACAUCAGCUGCAUCGAGGAUGGCGCCUUCAGAGCGCUGAGAGGCUUGGAAGUGUUAACGCUGAACAACAACAACAUCAGCAGCAUCCCUGUUUCCAGCUUCAACCACAUGCCCAAACUACGAACCUUCCGUCUCCACUCAAACAAUCUCAACUGUGACUGUCACCUGGCGUGGUUGGCCCAGUGGCUCAGGCAGAGGCCUACAAUUGGCCUAUUCACCCAGUGUACUGCCCCAUCUGAGCUCAAAGGUCUCAAUGUGGCAGAGGUACAGAAACACGAAUUCAGCUGCUCAGGUCAGCAGGAGUCGUCUGGCCUGCAGCCUUGCAGCACAGGUGGAGGCUCCUGCCCAGCCAUGUGUACCUGCAGUAACAACAUCGUGGACUGUCGAGGGAAAGGUCUAACUGCCAUCCCAGCCAACCUGCCGGAUAGCAUGGCCGAGAUACGUCUGGAGCAGAAUGGGAUUAAGUCUGUUCCUCCCGGAGCCUUCUCUCCCUACAAGAAACUGCGUAGGAUAGACCUGAGCAACAACCAGAUUUCAGAGAUAGCUCCCGAUGCCUUCCAGGGUCUGCGCUCCCUCAACUCUCUCGUGCUGUAUGGAAAUAAGAUCACCGACCUGCCCAAGGGUGUUUUUGAUGGCCUUUACGCCCUGCAACUGCUGUUGCUGAAUGCCAAUAAGAUUCACUGCGUUCGUGCCAAUGCCUUCCAGGACCUGCAGAAUCUCUCGCUGCUUUCGCUCUAUGACAACAAGAUCCAAACCCUUGCCAAGGGCACCUUCACUUCUCUCCGAGCUAUACAGACCCUUCACCUGGCCCAGAACCCAUUUAUUUGUGACUGUAAUUUGAAGUGGCUGGCUGACUACCUGCGCUCCAACCCGAUUGAGACCAGUGGUGCCCGCUGCGCCAGCCCGCGCCGACUGGCAAACAAACGCAUUGGACAGAUUAAGAGCAAGAAAUUCCGCUGCUCCGCCAAAGAGCAGUACUUCAUCCCAGGUACAGAGGACACCCGUCUGAAUAAUGCCUGUAACAGUGAUCCAGUGUGUCCUCCCAAGUGCCGCUGUGAGUCCAAUGUAGUGGACUGCUCCAACCUGAAGCUCACCAAGAUCCCUGAGCACAUCCCAGCAUCCACAUCUGAGCUCCGCCUCAACAACAAUGAGAUCACCAAUCUGGAGGCAACUGGAGUUUUUAAGAACCUUUCCCAGCUAAAGAAAAUUAACCUCAGCAACAACAAGAUCACAGAGAUUGAGGAUGGAGCAUUUGAAGGCGCAUCAUCGGUGAAUGAGCUGCACCUCACAGCCAAUCAGAUUGACUCGGUCCGAAGCGGCAUGUUCCGUGGCCUUGAGGGAUUACGCAUGCUGAUGCUGAGGAACAACAAGAUCAGCUGUGUCCACAACGACAGUUUCACAGGGCUGCACAACGUCCGUCUGCUGUCUCUGUACGACAACCAGCUGACCACCAUCACUCCUGGAGCCUUUGACACUCUGCAGACCCUCUCCACACUUAACCUCCUGGCCAACUCCUUCAACUGUGACUGCCGGCUGUCCUGGCUCGGUGAUUGGCUGAGGAGUAAGAAGAUUGUCACAGGUAACCCUCGCUGCCAGCGUCCCGCUUUCCUGAAAGAGAUCCCUCUGCAAGACGUGGCUCUGCCUGAUUUCCGCUGUGAGGAAGGCCAAGAGGAGUCAAGCUGUGUGCCCAGACCCCAGUGUCCCAGUGAAUGUACUUGCUUGGAGACUGUGGUGCGCUGCAGUAACAAGCACCUCCACACACUGCCCAAAGGCAUACCCAGAAAUGUGACUGAACUGUAUCUGGAUGGAAACCAGUUCAGCAUUGUGCCAAAGGAACUGUCUGCCUUCAAGUAUCUACAGCUGGUAGACCUGAGCAACAAUAAGAUCAACUCUCUGACCAACUCAUCAUUCGCUAACAUGAGCCAGCUCACCACUCUAAUCCUGAGCUACAACUCCCUGCGUUGUAUCCCCAAAAUGGCCUUCAGUGGACUGCAUUCUCUACGGCUGCUGUCUCUCCAUGGCAACGAAAUCUCUGAGCUUCCCGACGGCAUCUUCAGCGAUGUGGCCUCACUUUCCCACUUAGCAAUUGGUGCAAACCCGCUUUACUGUGACUGUCGCUUGCGGUGGUUGUCUGACUGGGUGAAGACUGGAUACAAAGAGCCUGGUAUCGCCCGCUGUGCUGGUCCGCAGGGUAUGGACGGCAAACUGCUGCUCACCACACCAGCAAAGAAGUUUGAAUGCACAGGUGACGUGGACACUGCCGUGCUGGCCAAAUGUAACCCCUGUCUGUCCAGUCCCUGUCUUAACCAAGGCAUCUGUCACAGCGACCUGGUGGAGAUCUACAGGUGCAGCUGUCCUCCAGGAUUCAAGGGCAAGAACUGUGAGACAGCUCUGAAUGCCUGUGUGAGUAACCCAUGUGCCAAUGGAGGAACCUGCCAAGUGAAUGAGCAUGAGGAGGGACAAUACAGUUGUACAUGUCCACUGGGCUUUGAGGGCCCGACUUGCCAAAUCAACAUUGAUGACUGCGAAGACAACAACUGUGAGAACGGAGCAACCUGCAUCGAUGGAGUCAACAACUACACUUGCUUUUGUCCCUCCUACUACACAGGGGAGAUGUGUGAGGAAAUGGAAGAUGUGUGUGCCCCAGGACGGAGCCCCUGCCAACAUCAGUCUACCUGCCUCAUCACCUCCUCAGGGCCCAAGUGUGUGUGCUCUCCUGGUUAUGUUGGCGAUGACUGUAGUAUAGAUUACAAUGACUGUGAGGAGCAUCGCUGUCAGAACGGAGCUCAGUGUGUGGAUGAGCUGAAUGGAUACUCCUGUGUCUGUACUGAGGGAUACAGUGGUCAGUUGUGUGAGGUUCCUCCAUCCCCACUGUCUUUGUGCGAGCUGGCCGACUGCCAGAACAACGCCCCCUGUGUGGAGCGAGGUGGUCGCGCCCUCUGCCAGUGUCCUCCAGAGUUCGGCGGGCCACGCUGUGAGAAGCUGGUUAGCGUCAACUUCAUAGAUAGAGACUCCUACUUACUGCUCUCUGACCUGAAGAACUGGCCCCAAGCUAACAUCACCCUCCAGGUAUCCACAGAUGAGGAUAAUGGUAUCCUGCUGUACAAUGGAGACAAUGAUCAUAUUGCAGUGGAGCUCUACCAAGGUCACGUCAAGGUCAGCUAUGACCCUGGCAGCCAGCCUGGACAUGCCAUCUAUAGUACUGAGACUAUCAACGAUGGCCAGUUCCACACAGUGGAGCUUGUGACCUUUGACAAGAUGGUGAACCUGUCCAUUGAUGGAGGUCUCCCCACCACAAUGGACAGCUUUGGGGCGGUGCGGCCCCUCAACGGGGAGGCUCCACUAUACGUGGGGGGUAUGCCAGUAGACGUACACUCUGGCGCUUUCCGUCUCUGGCAGAUCCAGAAUGGUUCCAGUUUCCAUGGCUGUAUCCAGAACCUGUACAUUAACAACGAGCUCCAGGACUUUACCAAGACCCAGAUGAAGCCUGGCGUGGUACCGGGCUGUGAGCCCUGCAAGAAGAUCUACUGUGUACAUGGCAUCUGCCAACCUGAUGGGGUCCAGGGACCAGUGUGCCACUGCCAGCCAGGCUGGAGUGGGCCGCACUGUGACCAACCUGCUACUAACCCCUGCCAGGGAAGCAAAUGCGUCCAUGGAAAGUGCAUCCCACUGGACAGUCAGUCAUACCGCUGCGAGUGUGUGGAGGGUUACCGCGGUGCCCUGUGUAACCAACAAGGGGAGCUUUUCAACCCCUGCCGCCGGCUGGCCUGCAAACAUGGACGCUGCCAAAUCUCAGACACAGGAGAUGCCUACUGUCACUGUGAAAGUGGCUACACUGGGGAACUUUGUGACGCAGAGUCUGAGUGCCGAGGGGAGCCUGUGCGAGACUUCUACCAGGUGCAGCGAGGCUAUGCAAUCUGCCAGACAACACGUAUGGUCUCCUGGGUGGAUUGCACCGGAGCCUGUGACACGGGGUCCUGCUGUGCCAGCCAGCGGAUGAAACGCCGGAAAUACACCUUUGAAUGCAGCGAUGGAACCUCCUUCAGCGAGGAAGUGGAAAAGACCAUCAAGUGUGGCUGCGUGGGCUGCAUGUAG